CUGCCGCUGCUGCCGCCGCCCGCGCGCGCCGCGCGCCCCAAGCUCGCGCUGCCCAUCCGGCCCGACACGGAGCCGCUGCCCCCCGGCGGGGCGCCAGGCUGCGCCUUUGGGGGGCACUUCUAUGCCCUGGAGGAGACCUGGCACCCGGACCUAGGGGAGCCCUUUGGAGUCAUGCGCUGCGUUAUCUGCCACUGCGAGCCACAGAGGACCCGCCGCGGAAAAGCCCUGGGCAAAGUGAACUGCAAGAACAUGAAGCAGGAGUGCCCGGUGCCAGCCUGCCCCCGGGCCACGCUGCUGCCCGGCCACUGCUGCCACACGUGCCCCAAGGCCUUGCCAGGGCCCCCGGAGAAGAGCCCCGAGCCGCCCUUCGACGCCUUCGAGUACUUCCAGGACAAGGAGGACGAGCUGGACAAGCCCUACAACGACCGCUCCUACCUCAGCUCCGAGGGCCUGGCCCGCGACGACGCCCGCGCCGAGUUCGUGGCCCUGCUGACGAGCGGCGCGGAGCCGUGGCAGCCCACGUCGAGCGCGGUGGCCAAGGCGCGCUUCACGCUGCUGCGCUCCUCCCUGCUCUUCUCUAUCAGCUACGAGCAGCUGGGCCGCCCGAGCCGCGUGCGCUUCAGCGACGCCGAGGGCGCCGUGCUCUUCGAGCACCCCGUGCACAAGAGCAGCGCGGCCGCCGCCGACGGCAUGCUCUGCGGCAUGUGGCGCCCCGUGUCCAAGGCCAACGUGCAGCUGCUGCGCGCGGAGCAGCUCCGCGUCUCGCUGGUGACGCGCGCGCAGCCCUCCGGGGAGGUCCACGGGCGCAUCCUCAAGCACCGCGCGCUCUUUGCGGAGACGUUCGGCGCCGUGCUGAGCUCGGCGGAGCCCGCGCACCUGGGCGCCGGCGGCAUGGCCAUGCUGACGCUCAGCGACACCGAGAACAACCUGCACUUCAUCCUCAUGGCCCGCGGGCUGCUGGAGCCCGGCGCCAAUGAGUCACCCUGGGUCCCGCUGCGCGUCUGCAUCCUGCACCAGGGCCGGGUGCUGCGCGAGGUCCGCACCAACAUCACCGUGGAGGAGCCCGACUUCGCGGAGGUGCUCAGCGACCUGUCGGCGCGGGAGCUGCAGUGGCUGGUGCAGGGGCAGCUGCGCAUCGUGGCCGAGACGGAGGGCCGGCACCCGCGGCGCCUGGAGGGCACCAUCACCACCCGCCGCAGCUGCGACACCAUCCAGAGCGUGCUGUGCGGGGCGGACGCCUUGACGCCCACCAAGACGGGCGCCGUGGGCUCGGCCAAGCUGGCGCUGCAUGAGAACGGCACGCUGGAGUACCAGGUGCAGGUGGUGGGCACCGCCAGCGAGGUGCUGAGCAUCACGCUGGAGACCAAGCCGCGGCGCAAGAACAAGAGGAACGUGCUCUUGGACAUGACGCCCAGCUACCGGGACGGGCUGGCCCGGGGUGCCUGGCCGAGUCCCAGUGCCCGCGACGCCCACAUGCUGCUGCAGAACGAGCUCUUCCUCAACGUGGCCACCAAGGACUGGCCCGAGGGCGAGCUGCGCGGGCAGAUCAUCUCGCUGCCCUACAGCGGCCUCCUGGCCCGCUACACAGAGCUGCCCGUGGCRCUGGCGGGGCAGCUGGUGUCGCCGGCGGUGGGCAGCGGCGCCGGGGCGCACGCCUGGCUCUCGCUGGACGAGCACUGUCACCUGCACUACGAGAUCACGGUGGCGGGGCUGGGCCGCCCGGCCGACAGCACCGUCAGCGCCCACCUCCACGGCGUGGCCGAGCUGGGCGAGCUGGGCGCCCGGCCAACCCACCASCACCACAAGCGCCUGCUCAAGGGCUUCUACAGCAGCGAGGCGCAGGGGGUGGUGAAGGACCUGGACGCGGAGCUGCUGCAGCACCUGGACCAGGGCACGGCCUUCCUGCAAGUCAGCACCAAAGCCCACCCGCGGGGCGAGCUGCGCGGCCGGGUGCACAUCCCCAACCGGUGCCAGGCUGGGGGUGUCCGCCUGGCACUGGGGGGGCCGCAGGGGGAGGCCGAGUUGGUCGAGGCCUCCAAAGCCCGGGACGUGGAGCAGCUGAAGAAGGACCCCAACUCCUGCUUCUUCGAGGGGCAGCACCGGGCGCACGGCGCCCGCUGGGCCCCUGACUACGACAAGAAGUGCUCGGUCUGCAGCUGCCAGAAACGCACAGUCAUCUGUGACCCUAUCCUGUGCCAGCCGCUCAACUGCACCCACCAGGUGCACCCCGAGGAGCUCUGCUGCCCYGUGUGCGAAGAGAAGAAGGCCGGGCAGGAGGASCUGAAAGCGGAGCGGGCCCGGGACAGCAGUGAGGGCUGCUACUUCGAUGGUGACAAGACGUGGCGAGGCUCUGGCACCCGCUGGCACCCAGUCGUGCCCCCCUUYGGCCUCAUCAAAUGUGCCAUCUGCACCUGCAAGGGCACCACGGGCGAGGUGCACUGCGAGAAGGUGCAGUGCCCGCGCCUCACCUGCGCCAACCCCGUGCGCGCCAGCCCCUCCGACUGCUGCAAGCAGUGCCCAGCCGCCGAGAGGAGCGUCCCCGAGCUGGCCGACGGCAUGCAGGCGGACGGGCCCCGCGCCUGCCGCUUCGGGCGCCGCUGGUACCUCAACAACGAGAGCUGGCAYCCCUCCGUGCCGCCCUUCGGAGAGAUGAAGUGCAUCCUGUGCUGGUGUGUGUCGGGCGAGACGCACUGCCAGCGGCAGGAGUGCCCGCCGGGCGCCUGCGCCAGCCCCGCCGCCAGGGACAGCCCCUGCUGCGCCAAGUGCCGCGCCCUGGACGCCCCGCUGAGCAGCCAGGAGCAGGUCCGUGACGCCGAGGCCUGGAGCCGCUAA
Nothoprocta perdicaria is the source of this 2832-nucleotide messenger RNA. It is a transcript of the gene CHRD, whose product is annotated as chordin. The transcript has 23 exons. The annotation marks the transcript as partial. Gene Ontology annotation, molecular function: protein binding. Gene Ontology annotation, biological process: multicellular organism development. The record is from RefSeq and is a predicted model, not a curated record. NCBI's taxonomy places the organism in Eukaryota, Metazoa, Chordata, Aves, Tinamiformes, Tinamidae.